Iphiclides podalirius (scarce swallowtail) is the source of this 2832-nucleotide messenger RNA. The record is from the annotation of a GenBank genome assembly. Lineage: Eukaryota; Metazoa; Arthropoda; Insecta; Lepidoptera; Papilionidae.
AUGAGGACCGUAGGCUCUCAUCUUCUAGAAGAUAAAAUGGAUGACGCCGUCACGCAUUACAUCAAUUCGCACCAGACUGAGCCUGUACAUGUAGAUGCGAGUUCCCUAGCACUGAAUGUACAAGACGAUAAUAGUGGAAGAGUCGUAACAGUAAUGCAGCCGCUUAGUUUCUCUACGACACAGAUGUGCAGGCAAGUGUCCACAAAUGAUCAAGUCAGUGAAGGACAAUGGAAUGAGGAGCUGCUCGACCCUGAAGGAAGGCUUGCUGCAAUAGUAGCACACCUGUCCCAACAUUCGCGUAUAUCACAUCACCCGUCACAUCACAAGGUGCCUGCAGUUAGGAACGAUGUAGACACAUCAGUUAUUUUAGACACACCGUUGAGACUGUACAAUGGCGGGCAACCUUUGGACCAUCCAUCGGAACCAAUUGUGGUACAAGUCUCUCAACCACUGCCACCACUGCAAGACAUGAAGCGGUGCCAGGAGACAGAUUGGUUUACGAAUAAGACUAAAGCUCCGUUAAAGGACGAUGAUCAACUGUUAACUGAGCAAGAUGGCUCGGUGUUGGAUAUUGCUGCCAGUGCCUCCCCAGUACAGAAUAAGCAGCACAGUAAAAAGAGUCUGCCCCACAAGAAGAGGAUAUCAAGAAAACUAAAGAAAAACACUGGCAGUAGCACACCGCAACAAGACAUAGUGGUGAUCCAUUGCAAUGCUGAGGUACCCAAUGAGCAGAUCCUUCCGGACAACUUUGUGAAUAGCGUUCCCCAUACGGAACACCUUUCUAGCGACACACAUCACAUCACACACGAAGUGCGUCCAAUAUUACUAUGCCAACUAUGUGGGGAAUUCUACGGGGAGGAGCAGCUGAAGUUCUUCCAGCAUCUAAAACAGCACUACGAACCACACGGGACCAUUAUCAUUGAGAAUCCUGUGCCUGAUUUAGGCAUUGACAAGAUGACCAACACCUGUAUAGUGGACAACGUGGCAACUCUGCCGGACUCGCUGGUAGAGUUGUCUUUGGAGAGCACAGUGCCAAAGUCGAUGUACCAGCCGAUGGACAAACACAUCCUGUACACGUCGAGCGAGAAGACGCUCACGUGCCACAGCAAUAAGGUGCAAUAUACAAUGGCCGGGGAGAAGGAGAUGCCACAGGACAACGGCAAGGGUGACUUGUACGAGACGCUGGAGAAGCUGGAGUUGUACAACUGUCCGAAGUGCGAUAGGGCCUUCAGGAAGCAGAAACAGUGCGAAGCCCAUGUCAAGGAGGUCCACUCCAAUCUAAAGCUGGAGGACAUGGGGGAGUUCAGCGAGCCCGAGGACCUGAUGGAGGGCAUCCACGUGGCUGUCGAGGAUGGGGAGUCAUACGACCCUGCGAUGCUGCCCCACCUCAUCGUGGAGAACGGACAGGUUCACCAGGACCACGUCAGGCAUUGGUACCUGCGCAAUGGCAAUGCGGUGCUGUGCGGCUGCGGCGCGCCCGACUACUGCGCCGUGUGCGCCUCUGCCGAGCCCGCGCCCGCCCCCCACCCCGGCCCCGUCCCCGUCUCCGCGCCCAUCUCCGUGGCCGCCCCCCUCCCGCUCCCCGCCCCCGCCGCCGUGCCCGUGCCCGCGCCCGCCUCCGUGCCCGCCCCCGCUCCGGCGCCCGCCCCGCUGCCGCCCGUGUCCGCGCCCGCAUCCUUACCGCAACACGCCGCCCACUCGCCGCUACAUCUCAAAGAGGAGGUGCUGCAGAGGAUACUCGAGGGCGACGGUGGGGGCGAGGGCGAGGGCGGGGGCGGCGGCGGGGGCGCGGGCGGGGGCAAGAAGAAGCCGCCGAAGCGGUUCGAGUGCCCGCUGUGCGCGCGCGUGUUCCAGCACCGCAACAGCCUGCUGUACCACAUGCUGAUGCACGGCGAGAAGCAGCACCCGUGCAAGGAGUGCGGCAAGGGCUUCUACACGGCGGCGGCGCUCAAGAUCCACCGGCGCGUGCACAGCGGCGACAGGCCGUGCGCGUGCGACCAGUGCGGCCGCUCCUUCCGCCAGUGGAGCGACCUCAAGUACCACAAGGCCUCCAUCCACUCGGACCAGAAGAACUUCAAAUGCGAGUUCUGCAACAAGGAGUUCGCGCGCAGAUACUCGCUGAACAUCCACCGGCGCAUCCACACCGGCGAACGGAACUACAAGUGCGACUAUUGCUCCAAGUCCUUCCGCGCCUCCUCCUACCGCCUCAGCCACAUGCGCACGCACACGGGCAGCAAACCUUACAAGUGUCCGCAGUGCGAAAAGUGUUUCCGGGUCGCGUACGACCUGCGCCGGCACAUGCUCGUCCACGAGAAGGUGCGGGUCAGGUUGGAAGACGCCAAGCCGAAGGCCAAAGAGGCAAAGGAGAAGAAGAGCCAGCCGAAGGCGGCGGAGAGCAAGGCCCAGGAAGAGACCAGGCCCGGCAAGAAGGCUGCCACCGGACGGCUGCCGAUCCUGCGCAGCAUCCUAGACAAGAAGCAGCCGCAGAAGUCGCGGAAGCCCCCCGUGCGGAGGGGCGCCCCCAACGUGACAGUGGCGCCCCCCAGGGAGGGGCAGCAGUUCAAGGACGAUGACGAGUACGCGUUCGACACGCGGCAAACGGACUACGAGAAGUACACGGAGGUGUGUAAGGAGGGCGAGAGGGAGCUGGGCGUGCUGAGGCCGAUGGCGCGCGCGGCCUGGCCCCCCGACGACGAUCGGAGGGACGCCCCCCACUCCGCCCCCCACCCCGCACCCCACGCCCCCCAUUCCGCGCACGUCCCCCACUCCGCCGACCCCAACGACUCCGGAUUCCUAGAGCGCCUCAGCGCCUUAUACAACAUAACGGCCGUG